UAUUAUCUCUCACCUAUUCCAUAAUUGAGUCGCGGUGCAAAUUGUGAUUCAGUUGGUGAGUGAUAUUCGAAGGUGUUUGUCGCGCAACAAUUAAGCAAACAGAAUGCCAGAUAGUCCGCCACCAAUUGGAUUUCUGCCUGAAUUUUCGGCACCGGGGCCCUAUGGGGCUCCACCUGGGCCUUAUGGCGCCCCUCUGGCCUCCUUCUCAUACCCCAUGCCAAUGCCACAUUUUCCGCCCGCACCUGAGGCUCCACGCAGCUCAUCGUCGUCGUCGUCGUCGUCGUCGUCAUCGGAGGCCAGUGUGGUGGAUCGAGCAAGAAAUCCUUUAAGCUUUGAUGUCGCCGGAUACUGUUGGCAGUACAUCGGACCAGGAGCUCCUUUCCCCUACGAUGUUGCCGUGAGGGCUGGACGAGAUGCCGAUGGAAGUCCCAUUUUCGUCGGUAGAGCCUUUCACGAGGGCGAUAUGAUCCCAGCCAAGGUGAUCCCAGACAAAGCCAUUGCCUAUGUUGCUUACGGCGGUGAGGAGCACUCCAAGGAAGAGUAUGAAGUUCUGCGGACAGGAGACUUUGUCUGGGAAUUCGCCACAAAUGGAGAAAUCCCGGCUGGAGCCAUAGAAGUUGGUCAGACUGUUGAUGGUGAGAAGCUCUACAUGGGCCGGUGCCUUCACAACGGAACGCAGACUCCUGGCAAAAUUCAGGCCAGUCACGGAUGCCUCUACAUCCCUUUUGAUGGCGAAGAAGUCAGCGUAACGGAGUACGAAGUUCUCGUGAUGAAAUAAAUUCAUUUUUGAGACUCUCUGGCACGAUUUGCUUUUAAAUUGUAUGGAAUAAAAUUAAUUAAGUGCUGCAAGAAA
Molecule: messenger RNA, 853 nt
Organism: Phlebotomus papatasi
Lineage: Eukaryota; Metazoa; Arthropoda; Insecta; Diptera; Psychodidae
Exons: 3
Coding region: 104-778 (224 amino acids)
Source: RefSeq, a predicted model, not a curated record